AUGUCUUCUGAUAACAAAACCAUCGUCUUCAAUACUCUUAAAACACUCUACAUUCAAUUCGAAGAAUCAAAGAAUGAUUUCCUUUCCGAUGAUUCUCAUGGUGAUGAUUUCUAUACCCCCGAUUCAUUCUCUGAUAUGUUUGGAGGUGAAGUUUCUGAAGAGGAACUUAUGGAAAUGUUACAACAAAUUCAAGAUGAAAAUAAAAAAGGAACCAAAAAUCAACUACAGUGA
Diversispora eburnea is the source of this 231-nucleotide messenger RNA. NCBI's taxonomy places the organism in Eukaryota, Fungi, Glomeromycota, Glomeromycetes, Diversisporales, Diversisporaceae. The record is from the annotation of a GenBank genome assembly.